This is a messenger RNA of Sphaerulina musiva SO2202, 1663 nucleotides long. RefSeq lists its product as uncharacterized. NCBI's taxonomy places the organism in Eukaryota, Fungi, Ascomycota, Dothideomycetes, Mycosphaerellales, Mycosphaerellaceae. The record is from RefSeq and is a predicted model, not a curated record. The transcript has a single exon. Gene Ontology annotation, molecular function: nucleic acid binding. Bases 60 to 1418 code for a protein of 452 amino acids.
AUCGCAAUACAUUGUCAGAACGCCCCGUAUAUGGCCCCGGACGAUCGCCUUUGCCCACAAUGACUGACUAUGACAAACUGAAGGUGACGGACCUGAAGGACCUGGUCAAGGAACGCGGUAUUGCAACAACAGGACUCAAGCUAAAGCAACAAUUCGUGGAUGCGCUCAACGCGGACGAUUCGUCCAACAACGGCGCGGAAGUGAUAGAGAGAGCGGAGGAAAGUAAUGGCAAUGGCAAUGGCAAUGGAGACGCGAAGGACGAGGAUGCUGGUGAAGACGUGCAGGAAGAGGAUAACAGCAACAAGCGGAAGCGCCGCAGUCCCACGCCGCCCGUCUCAGAGGAGAGCGUAAGCAAGAAAUUGAAGACUGCAGAUGAUGCGCCCAGCGUUCAACUACCUGAGGAUGUUGCAGCGGACGCGCCUGCCGCUGUUGAUGAAGCAGCUGCGAAGACGAUACAGCCGUAUGGGAGCAGCGAUGAUAUUAUGCAAGUGGACAAUGCAGAAGGCGAAGACGAAGUCAUGGAAGAUAUCACAGCGCGUUUAGCGAAGCACCCAGCAACGCGCGCGCUGUACAUACGCGAGCUCGUCCGCCCGCUCCAGCCAAACAGCCUGCGCGAGCAUCUUCGCACAGUCGCGUCACCGCCAGGCGCAACGUCUGCCUCUGCCGCCGAGAUUGUGGAAACAUUCCAUCUGGACAAGCUUCGAACACACGCCCUGGUAGUCUUCGAUUCGACAUCUGCCGCUUCUCGCGCACGAAACGCGCUACACGACCACAUAUGGCCCGAUGAGCCUUCCAUGCGCAAGCCGCUGUGGGUGGAUUUCGUACCAGAAGACAAAGUGUCGGAAUGGAUAGAAAUGGAAACGGAACGGCCAGAUACCAAGUGGGAGGUUACAUACGACGGCGUGGACACGAAUGGGCAGACGACUGCUAUCCUGCAAGAAGUUGGCUCGGAGCAUCAGACCCCAGCCCCCGCUGCUCCCAAUCCCCAAAGGUCGUCACAAUCACAAGAUCCUCCCGCGCCGCAAAAAGAGCCACCUCCACAGAGCAAGUCGUUUGAUACCCUCGACUCGCGGUACAAGUUCACACAAUGCAAGCCCAAGAUAUACUAUCAGCCUGUGGCGCCAGAACUGGCCGACAGUAGGCAAGAAAAUAUUAGUACAGAAACGAGUCGUGAGUGGGAGGAUAAGUUGUCUGACCCGUCCUUGUACGGCGAAGGGGAGCUUAGACGAUACACCUUCGAAGACGGUGACAAACUGGUUGAUGGCGGAGCUGACUUUGGUCUGUUUGGGCGAAAAUCCACGCGGGGUGGCAGAGGCGGUGGAGAGUAUCGAGGUGGUGGUAGAGGCAGAGGGAGAGGCGAAUACCGAGGAGGCGACUACUAUCGCGGCGGAGGGUCUGGUGGACGACGUCAAUACUAGAACCCUGGGUGCUUCGAUGACGAUGCCGACGCAUCGAUGACUACGCUGGUCUCGUCGGACACUGAUUUCACAGAUUUCAGCGACCUCCUUGAUCAGUACGAGGUUUCAAAUGGGCCCUGAAAAAAGGUAGCUAUGCACUCUAUCAAAAGCAGCGGUGCUGAUUUGGACAAUAAAAAAAAGAUGCUGCUCACUUACCACGAAACAUAGGGUUGUGUGUAGAACCCUGUAUCAAGUUGAAUAGCUCG